This is a messenger RNA of Blepharisma stoltei, 291 nucleotides long. Lineage: Eukaryota; Ciliophora; Heterotrichea; Heterotrichida; Blepharismidae. The record is from the annotation of a GenBank genome assembly.
AUGAAAGCCUCAGAAGUGACGUCAAAUGAGAAAACUACAGAACAAAGACAACAAAGGCUAGAAAUGAAUAGAGCAGCAGCAAUGAGGUCAAGGAAUAAAAAGAAAAUGGAAAUGAUGAGGUUCAAAUCUCUUGUCGUCGAAUUGAGCAACGAGAAGGCUCUUUUACUGCAAAAGAUACAACAAUACGAAAUGCUUAUACAAGCAAGUUACACAGAAAAUAGCAUGCUAAAGGUUGAAAUGUCCCAACUUAUUUUCGAAAAUAGUAUGCUGAAACAAACCUUGAAGUAUUAA